Messenger RNA from Etheostoma spectabile (orangethroat darter), 2235 nucleotides. It is a transcript of the gene adra2db, whose product is annotated as adrenergic, alpha-2D-, receptor b. The coding region runs from base 438 to 1709 and encodes 423 amino acids. Gene Ontology annotation, cellular component: plasma membrane. Gene Ontology annotation, molecular function: alpha2-adrenergic receptor activity; epinephrine binding. Gene Ontology annotation, biological process: G protein-coupled receptor signaling pathway. Lineage: Eukaryota; Metazoa; Chordata; Actinopteri; Perciformes; Percidae. The transcript has a single exon. The record is from RefSeq and is a predicted model, not a curated record.
UCUCUCUCUCUUUUCUUUAAUUUUUUUAAAGAUGGGAUGGAGUGAUGUCACCUCAUUCCUGUGUGGGCAUUCAUUCCAUAAGCAGUGUGUUUCCAGAGCGAUGCUGUUUACCAAAACGCAAAAGCAGUAUUACGCAGUGGAGCGACUUUACUCGUGGAGCGUUGGAUUGUGAACUCUGUUCUUCUCACAGUGAUAUUUUCGGAAUUCUGUGUGCCCGUCGGGGAUGACCUGUAAUGAAGGAUUUGCUGUUUGGGGAAAUGCAUUUGUGCAGGCACUGCGUCAUAUGUAGGCUACUCUGUUUGCACUGACCAGGAGCGUUGCGCGCAACGUAUCUCUCCGAGUUGGACGGCAGCUUAGCGCACCCAGUCUUAGCUGUUUUGGAAAGGGAAAGGCAGCAAAACCACAACCAUGAUACGAAAGGACAAGUUGGAGUCAGAAUGGAUUUAACCCAGGUAAAGCUGUUGGUGGAAAACGUGUCCAACGAUGAGAACACCACAGACGCACCGCUUGGCUUGCCACACACGCAGGCAGCCACUGCCCUCAUCAUACUGGUAGUUACUGUGAUCAUUUCGGUGACCAUUGUAGGUAACGUGUUGGUGAUUGUAGCGGUGCUGACCAGCCGUGCUCUCCGUGCGCCCCAGAACCUUUUCCUGGUCUCUCUGGCAUCGGCGGACAUCCUGGUGGCCACGCUGGUCAUCCCAUUCUCCCUCGCCAAUGAGGUCAUGGGCUACUGGUACUUUGGAAGUACUUGGUGCGCCUUCUAUCUGGCUCUGGACGUGUUGUUCUGCACCUCAUCCAUCGUGCACCUGUGCGCCAUCAGCCUGGACCGCUACUGGUCAGUGACAAAGGCGGUCAGCUACAACCUGAAGCGGACACCUAAGCGCAUCAAGUCCAUGAUUGCUGUGGUGUGGGUUAUAUCAGCUGUCAUCUCUUUCCCUCCUCUUCUCAUGACCAAACAUGAUGAACGGGAGUGCCUGCUGAACGAUGAGACCUGGUACAUACUCUCCUCCUGCCUGGUAUCCUUCUUCACUCCUGGUCUCAUCAUGAUUCUGGUUUACUGUAAGAUUUAUAAAGUGGCAAAGCAGCGCUCCUCCACCGUGUUCGUGGCCAAGAACGGCCUGGAGAGGCAGCCCUCUCAGUCCGAGACCUGUUUCGACAGGAAGGACCGGUUCGAGACGGAGAGCCCCAGUAGCCAGAGCUCCGGCAGCCACCAGCAGAAGCAGGGAGAGCUGGAUGACAUUGACCUGGAGGAGAGCUGCUGUCCGUCGGAUACUAAACCCCGCAGUCAUCGCUUUAGUAAGCGGAGAAAGGUGGAGGGGUCAGACCGCUGCCCGCCCCAGAACUGCCGUCUGUCUUGGGCUUCAGCACGGGCGUUACAGCUCUACCCGGAGCAGAAGAACCCAGCUGUGCGACAACAACUGGCCGCGGCCAACAAGACAAAAGUGGCCCAGAUGCGUGAGAAACGUUUCACCUUCGUCCUGGCGGUAGUGAUGGGGGUGUUUGUGCUUUGCUGGUUCCCCUUCUUCUUUACUUACAGCCUGCAUGCAAUCUGCAGAGACAGCUGCCAUAUCCCCGGCGCACUUUUCAACCUUUUCUUUUGGAUUGGUUACUGCAACAGUUCCGUGAACCCAAUAAUAUACACUAUUUUCAACAGGGAUUUCAGGAAAUCCUUCAAGAAAAUCAUAUGUGGAACAUCUAAACGCACAUAAGGGAUCUCAUUCAAUGGGAAGGAAUUACAUUAUUAGAACUCAUUUUCUCUGAUUGUUUUCCCUCCCCAAAUUCAUUUCAAUGUAGCCUACUGUCAUAUUAAAACAAAACAGAACCAGUGUUGUGUGCACAUUUAAAAGUCAAUGAAUAAAACUAAAGCAAAAGAGCAAAACAAAAGAGAAAUAUUUUCAGUGCACCAGUGUUGCAAACCUACUGCAAUCAGUUAUUUAGGCUAAUACUAUAACACACAUGCGUUGUAAUUAAUGUAAUAUAUAUAGGUCAUUGUAUAAUAAGUCCUGUAACCAUGCAACUUUAAACAAGAAAUGUCUGUAUUGGACCAAUCUUUUAGCAAAAGGAAAGAGCUAAAUUUGAAGUCAUGAAGGCAGCUGGAUUCCAGUGCUGACUGCUGGUUCACAGGGGGUGUUUUGUGUAAAGAUAAAAAAGUAUAUUAAUUUGCACCAUAUACAAGAUAUGAUCACGAUGAUAAACAGGCAAGCAAGUAUUGCCUGUGAGUGUGUGUGUGUCAUG